UGUGUGUACAAUUGCCAUAGCGAUCUACCCAGAAUUCAACUCAACCGGAAGCUGUAAAUUUACGCCCUCUUUUGACAGAAGCAUGUACCCGCCAUUUUUAAGAUAUCGAAAUUCUUGUGUACAGUAUAAGUCUGGUCUCACAAUGUCAGAUGAUGAAGAUGUCCAGGAAUCCAGAAAUGGAAACAAAGAAGUCAUGAAAAUUCUACUUGCCACAGACUGCCAUCUUGGCUACGCAGAGAAAGAUGCAAUACGAGGGAACGAUUCUCUCGUCACAUUUCAGGAAAUCAUGCAAAUCGCUACUGAACAGGAAGUUGAUUUUGUACUUCUAGGUGGGGAUUUAUUCCAUGAAAAUAAACCUAGUCGAAAAACUUUACAUGGCGCGAUGGAAAUUUUACGGAAAUAUUGUAUGGGAGAUAGACCGUGCCAGGUUGAAUUUCUGAGUGAUCAAUCAGCGAAUUUUAAACAGAGUAACUUUCCUGUUGUAAACUAUGAAGACCCCAAUCUGAACAUUAGCAUGCCUGUAUUUUCAAUUCAUGGAAAUCAUGAUGACCCUGCAGGUUUCGGGAACCUGUGUGCUUUGGAUAUGCUACACACAGCUGGUUUGGUGAAUUAUUUUGGCAAAGUCACUUCCUUGGAAGAAAUAGAAAUCAGCCCUUUGCUGUUGCAGAAGGGCAAUAUUAAGGUGUCGAUACAUGGACUUGGUGCUCUAAGAGAUGAACGUUUGCAUAGACUCUUCACGCAUAAAAAAGUCAAGAUGCUACGGCCAAAAGAGGACCAGGAAUCGUGGUUCAACAUGUUUGUGAUUCAUCAGAACCACGCCAAACAUGGCCCAACAAAUUACAUCCCAGAGCAGUUCCUCGAUGACUUCUUAGACUUGAUUUUUUGGGGCCAUGAACAUGAGUGCCUCAUCGAACCCCGUUGGAAUGGUGAACAAAACUUCUAUGUGACACAACCAGGGAGCUCAGUUGCUACAUCUCUAAGUGAAGGAGAAAUGAGGCAAAAACAUGAUGAAGAUCUGACACAAUCCUCUUUAAAUUUAGAUGACCCAGAUAUAAGCAAACAGACUGAGGUUUAUUGCAGUGAAAUUGUUGAUGAACUGUUAGAAAAAGCAGAAAGAGACCACACAGGCAACCCUAAGCAGCCAAAGCAACCUCUGAUACGUCUGAGAGUUUUCUAUAAAGAAGGAGAAGAGACAUUUAGUACACAAAGAUUUGGCCAGAAGUAUGUGGACAGAGUUGCAAAUCCAAAAGACAUCAUUGCAUUUCAUAAAAAGAAAAUUCCAAAUGCUGAUAACAAGGACAAUAUCAAGGAUGAGUUAGAUAUGGGCAAUAUGAGACCAGAGGCUUUGGAGACUGCAACUAUGGAUGAUUUGGUGAAACAGAUCAUGGCAAAUGACAAGAAUGGUGCACUUAAUGUACUAACUGAAAGAGGGAUGGGUGCCGCUGUUCAAGAGUUUGUAGAUAAAGAAAACCGUGAUGCCAUAUCUCUAAUGGUGGAAUGUCAGAUCAAGAAAACAAAAGAACAUUUGAGGAAAAAAGAUGCUAAAGAGGACCAAAUUGAUAAUGAACUUGAGAAAUUUAAGGAAGAGAGACGCAAUAAAGCACAAGAAGCCGAGGAAGUCAAAGAAGCAUUGAGGAUAUCAAGAGAGAAUAAAGCAAAGGAGGGGCUUAAUGACAAUGGUGACAAUGAUGAAGAUGAUGACAACAGUGAUAUAAAUGAAAUACCUGAAGCAGCUAAGAAUACAAGGGGUCGUGGCAGGGGCAGGGGAAGAGGUUCUAGAGGUGGGCGUGGCACUCAAAGUAGCAGAGGUCGUGGGCGGGGCAAGCAGGCAGUAGUAGAAGUGCCAGAUGAGAAGAAAAGCAUGUCUAUCAAAGAUGCAUUCUCUAGUCAAGCCAAGUCAAAGCAGAAGAGUAAUACAGAUGUUAUAUACUGUGACGACUCGGGUGAGGACUCGGAUAAUCCGUUUAAUAAUACAGGGAGAACGUCAGUGUCAUCACGGAGUAAUCAGCCCUUGGGGUCAGGGGAUGCAAAAACCACCCAAAGGAGCAGAACAAAUGGCCAGAGACCCACCCAGAAGAAAAAAGGAUUGACAUUUGAUGAUGAUUCGGAUGAUGAGGAAUUUAUUCCAAAGAGGAAGCGAAAAAAGUGAAAAUCUGUUAUCUUUUAUAUUUCAAGAAAAAACACUACAUAGAACUGUUACAUUUCACGGAUAUAGGGAUUUAAGUAGAAUGGAUAAUUCAGUUAUGCAUAAGGUGGUAAAAAUGAAAACCCUGCAUUUUCC
This is a messenger RNA of Owenia fusiformis, 2281 nucleotides long. The record is from the annotation of a GenBank genome assembly. Lineage: Eukaryota; Metazoa; Annelida; Polychaeta; Sabellida; Oweniidae.